Molecule: messenger RNA, 581 nt
Organism: Striga asiatica
Lineage: Eukaryota; Viridiplantae; Streptophyta; Magnoliopsida; Lamiales; Orobanchaceae
Source: the annotation of a GenBank genome assembly
AUGGGUGCUCUUGAUUAUCUUUCAAACUUUUGCACUGUCACCAGCACUAGGAAAAAAAGGAAACCAAUGCAGACGGUUGAGAUCAAAGUGAAAAUGGAUUGUGAUGGAUGUGAAAGAAGAGUCAAGAAUGCUGUCAAAAACAUGAAAGGAGUGAGAAGUGUGGAUGUGAACCGAAAGCAACACCGUGUAACAGUUAGCGGUUUUGUAGACCCGAAGAAGGUUCUAAAGAGAGUGAAGAGCACAGGAAAACGAGCUGAAUUGUGGCCAUAUAUAGCUUACAAUUUAGUGCAGCACCCUUAUGUAGCUCAAGCGUACGACAAAAAGGCUCCGUCUGGAUUUGUUCGUAAUGUCGCGCAAGCUGUCACUGCCCCGAAUUCAGAAGAGGAAAGAAUCACUUAUUUGUUCAGUGAUGAUAACACAAAUGCCUGUUCUAUUAUGUGAAAAGUAGGGUUGUACGCUUGUACGACAAAUUCGAUAAAUAAUACUGCCUCUUAUUUUUUAUAAAUGUCAUUUUGAUUUUAUCAACAAUUAACUAAAUAAAUGACGUUUGGGAUUUUUUGUACAUAAUUUUCAUUAUUAUU